CUUCUUUUAUCUUAUUAGUCAUUUAUUCUUUAUUUCUUUCUUUAUAUUAUAUAUACAUAUACAUAUAUAUAUUUAUUUAUUUAGAGAAUAAAGAAAAAUGAGUGCAGGAACACGUCAAAAUCAAUCAAGAUAUUGGUGCCAUGUAUGUAAUGAAGAAGUGCCCAUUUAUAUGGCACCAGACCCAACUUGUCAACGAUGUAAUGAACAGUUUAUUGAAGAACUCAACAAUGAAGAUGAUCCUCGAGAAUUUCUUGUAGGGGCUGAUAAUACAACAAAUGAAGAAAAUAGAGGUGGACAAACUAUUCACUUUGGAGAUGGUAUUGGCUCAGCACAUUUUUUUACUUACUCACCUUCUACGGGUAGACUUAAUAAUCUAAAUAAUAAUAAUAAUAAUAAUAAUAAUAAUAAUAAUACUACGAAUGGAGGUGAAGUUGGAGAUGAUAUAUUUCAGUUCUUUACACCACCAAGGCCUCGUUCAUCUUCUACUGAUGAAGACAAUAACACGAAUAGAAAUACCAAUAAUCCACUAGGAAAUUUGGUUCAAAAUGUAUUAAAUAGUAUGUUGGGUUCAGCAAAUAUCGAUAUUACACCAGAACAAAAUCAAAAUGAAGAUCCAAAUCGACCUAUCAUUUUCUUUGGCAAUAUGGUAGAUGGAAAUAUGCGUUUCCAACCUAUGCCAGGUGGUAUGCCUACUACUACCAAUAAUAACACCAACACGAAUGAAGAAGGAGGAAAUAAUAAUAAUAAUAAUAAUAAUAAUGAAAGAAAUGAAGAAAAUAGAGGAAAUAACAUUGCAAGGUAAAUGAAUAUAUAGCAUGAGUAUACAUAUACAUAUACAUUUACAUACACAUAUACAUAUAUCCAUAGUAUAUUGCAAUUGUUAUCAGCUAUGACGGGUGGAGCUAUUGAUGGUGGAUUAGUGGGUAAUCCAAAUGAUUAUGUAUUUUCACAGACUGCCUUGGACAAUAUUAUUACCCAAUUAAUGGAACAAACUGGAGGGUAAUAAAAUUGGUAUUUCUAAUCUAUAAAUACAUGUUGUAAUAAUGUAAUGUAUUAUUAUUAGAGC
Cokeromyces recurvatus is the source of this 1066-nucleotide messenger RNA. RefSeq lists its product as uncharacterized. Lineage: Eukaryota; Fungi; Mucoromycota; Mucoromycetes; Mucorales; Mucoraceae. The transcript is spliced from 2 exons. The record is from RefSeq and is a predicted model, not a curated record. The coding region runs from base 98 to 802 and encodes 234 amino acids. Gene Ontology annotation, molecular function: ubiquitin protein ligase activity.